GCUCCAACGUCUCUCCUCCUACCCCGCCGCCGUCGCCUCCAUUACCCCUCGCCGCCUUUGAAUUCCACCCCCCCCCUCCCCCACUCCCGAGGCUCGAAUCAGAGAUCCGCCCCCCUUCUCUCACCGUCCUCACCACCGCAACACGGAGAGGUUGAGGGAGAUGCAACACGACAUGGCGGAGGUGGACGGGGACGCCCCGAUCCCGGCGUUCGCGGUGUCCAAGGGCGGCGUCGUGCUCAAGCACAUCUUCCUCAACGCGCCCCCUUCGUCGCCGGAUCGCGGCGGGGCGGUGGGUGGCGGGGAGGAGCAGGAGGAGGAGGAGGACCCGCCGGUGACGGUGGGGCGGCACCCCGACUGCCACGUGCUCGUCGACCACCCCAGCGUCAGCCGCUUCCACCUCCAGCUCCGGGCCCGCCGCCGCCAGCGCCGAAUCACCGUCACCGACCUCCGCUCCGUGCACGGGACAUGGGUGUCCGGGCGGCGGAUCCCACCCCACACGCCGGUGGAUCUGGUCAACGGUGACACGCUGCGGCUCGGGGCCUCGAAGAGGGAGUACAGGCUGCUCUGGCUGUCGCUGCGCGAGGCGCUUGAGAUGGAGGAUGCGCCGUACAUGCCGCCACUGCCUGAGGACAAAGAGGAGCCACAUGCUUAUCAGGAGGCCAGCAGCCAGUUGGUGGCUCCUGAGCAGAGGGAGUCAGCAGACAUGGAGGCCCAUCAGGAGACAAGUUCAAGAAAAAAGAUACAGGAGACAAGUCAACAAAUUAUAUUAGAAGAUAUUGAUUUUCCAGCCAAAGUGAUCCCCUCAGCACCACCAUUACCUGACUUUGCUCAUUCCUUUUCUGUGGAAAAAUCCCAUGAGAACAUUGAGGGAGUGACAGAGGAUAUGUUAGUCGACAAGAAUCCAAUUUCAGAAUCUUUUGGCUCUUUGAUCAUACAGGAAAUGCCAGCUGCAUUGACAAAUGCUGGAAGACCAGCCCUGUCAGACAAGCGGGAUACAUCAAACCAAGUGUCCAAGAGAUCCAAGUUAAAGUCAGUCAAAUCACUUCGUAUUGACACUGGCAGGAGCAAGGAUAGAAGCAGUGCACUGAACUACAGCUCUCAGAAAGGAGACCAAAAUGAGAUUCUUGUAUGUUCUCAGAGCUGUGGGGUGGAGUGCGCUGCCUGCAUAGCUUUGUUUGGUAUUUCUGAAUUUGAAAGAGCUGAAGAAAAGGAAGAGAUGAUUGCAGAAGAUAAGGGCCAUAUGCAUCCCCCAGCCAGCAUUACCAUGGAGGGAGAUAAGAAAGAGCCAAACACUGAGAAUUAUGGCCCACAAGAUUCAGUUGAUUCAAAGUUACAGAAGAGGAUAGGCUUGUUUGAUUCUGCUCUCCCUUUGUUUGGUAUUUCUGAAUUUGAAAUAGCUGAAGAAAAGGAAGAGAUGAUUGCAGAAGAUAAGGGCCAUAUGCAUCCCCCAGCCAGCAUUACCAUGGAGGGAAAUAAGAAAGAGCCAAACACUGAGAAUUAUGGCACUCAAGAUUCAAUUGGUUCAAAGUUACAGAAGAGGAUAGGCUUGUUUGAUUCUGCUUUCCCUUUGCAUUUCAAAGAUGAUGCCUUCACAGACAAAGAAAUUCCACAGUGGAGUUCUGCUACUGUUAAUACAGAAUCUGAUCCUGUUUCAGAAAAUCUUGCAACACCAGAACUGAAGCAUGAUGACUUUGUCCAUCUUAACUUGGAGGAAAGUUUCUCAAAUAAGGAGAACAUGGCCCCAAAUAAGAUUGUUGAGGGUCCUGAGAACUAUCAGCUUGACAGCACAGUUUGUGGGAAUUUAUUUGACAAUUUGGAUACUGAAGAAAUCGAAGGAAAUGAAGAGAUCUGUCCACUGGACAAGGAGAAUAUCACCCCCAAUCUAUCAGGUAGCAUAAUUAUGGAGAGGAGCCAUAUAGGUCUGAAGCCUAUCAUUUCCCAAGAGUUGAUGGAUUCCAUUUCCCCUCUGAAUUUAGCUCACGACAACUUUUCGGAAAAUGAAAAGUCCAUUCUGAACACUGGAAAUCAGAUGAAAUCAAAUGAACCUAUCUCUGAGAAUCUUAGUCCGCUAACUCCAGCUGAUAAAAAAUUGCAGAAGAGCCAGAUAGAGUGUAUGCCCAUUUCACAUCUGGAAUUCAAAGAUGACAUCCUUCUGGAUAGGGAAAACUCAGUGCUGGCACCUGGAAAGUAUGAUGCCAUCUCCCCUGAGAGGCAGGAAAAUCUGUCCUCAGACAAAGAGAACGUGACUCCUGCUUCUAAGGUAAAGCCCACUGUUAGGAGAGUUCUUGGUUCAAGGAUGGAUAAUUCAGUGUCAGCAAAGAAGACUUCAAAUAAGGAGAAAUGCAUUGUGUUGUCAGCAAAGUCCGAAAGAAUCCACACAAUAGAUUAUGAUGUUUUCUAUUCAGAUAAGGAGAAUUUGACCCCUGUGUCUUCAGGAGGCAUGAAAGCAAGGAAGUGUCUUCCCAAGAAUCUCAUAGUUGAUGCAGAUCAAGACCAGGAAGCAUUCUGCUCUGACAAGGAGAACAUGACACCACAAUCUUCUGCAGCUCGGAAAACAAGGGAUAUGUCUGAAAACCGUGCACGAGUAGAAAGUGCAAUCACAAAGAAAAGGGUUGCUGAUAGGCUCCCCUUCCAGACCCUUCUUUCGAAUUCUCCUUUGGGGCCGGCUAGCUCGCUUGAUUGUAACUGUGUUGUUCCUAGGACAGCUGACAUCGCUGCUGGUGACUUGGCGAUCAAGUUGGAAGAUAAACUUAACAAUCUUGCACUUCAUAAGCAAGAAUCAGGUAGGGCUGGACAAUGGAUGAAAUCCUGGACCAUGGUGGCUAACACCGACAGCCUUCUUGAUGAUGAAUCUAGGAAGUCUAUUAUGCUGUUAAAAGGCAUAAAAGGAACUCACCUGUUCGUACCAAGGAUUGUGAUCAGGGAGCUAGAUUCCAUGAAGCAGCGGGAGGGCCUGUUCAGACGGUCCACAAAGGCGACCUCCGUACUCCAAUGGAUUGAGGAGUGCAUGGUGACCGAGAGCUGGUGGAUCCACGUCCAGAGCUCAUCUGAAAUGCUCCCAGUCGCGCCAACCCCGCCUGCCACCCCUUCAGCGCAGCGCAUCGACGAAGAAAUCAAGGUUGGUUCAGCUGGCUCCUUCAACCCAAUGGCAGCCUUGUUCUCCCCGAGAGGCUUUGAGCUCGCGGACAUCGUCUCCCCAAAACCUGAGGACCGCGUCCUCGACUGCGCGCUACUGUUGAACAAGCUCAGGAGCGACCACAACGUCGUGGUCCUGACCAACAGCGUGGCGCUCAAGAUCAAAGCCAUGGCAGAGGGCAUGGUUUGCGAGGGGGCGAGGGAGUUCCGCGAGUCCCUGAUGAACCCUUGCUCGAGCCGGUUCAUGUGGGCGGCGAGCGCGCCGCGGGGGCCGGCCUGGUCGCGCCUGGACGCGGCGGCGCUGGCGGAGGACUACUACAACAGCCACCACCACCAGCACGGCGCUCGGAAGCAGCAGCAGCAGCAGAGGAAGCCCGCCGAGGCCGCCGCCAAGGGCCUGAAGCUGAUCCUGCGUCACAACUCGCUGUACGCGCAGGCGACGACGGACGCGGCCAGGAUGACACCGCUGCCGCUGGUCUCCUUGGCCUCGGUGUGAGUGUGAGACUGUGAGUGCUGUCGAUCAGUUCCAUGGUUCUCGAUGGAAGACGAUGAGGUUUACAGAGUCGUGCAUACGAAGCUUUUGUUUACCUUGCUAUACCGUGGAGAGUCGCGGGGGUGGUGGUGAAAUUGCUUUUGCCUGUUGGGUGGUGACGUGAACGUUUCGCUGGUAUGAUUUCCAUGCCCGUGCGGGGGGUAAAAAAAAAACUGUGGGCCGUGAGAGCCGUGUAAAGCUUUUGAAACA
This is a messenger RNA of Setaria italica (foxtail millet), 3877 nucleotides long. Its product is annotated as FHA domain-containing protein PS1. Bases 161 to 3631 code for a protein of 1156 amino acids. Gene Ontology annotation, cellular component: nuclear membrane. Gene Ontology annotation, molecular function: protein binding. The record is from RefSeq and is a predicted model, not a curated record. The transcript has 7 exons. Lineage: Eukaryota; Viridiplantae; Streptophyta; Magnoliopsida; Poales; Poaceae.